CAGACAUUGAGACCCGGACAGACAGACACACGCUCCCUCCUCACUCCUCACUCGCACACUACUGUACUCACCAGACCCGGGACCCAGACCAAGACCGGAGACCCAGACCGCAGCAAAAAAGAGUGUAAAGGGAUGCCGUUGAACUGCCUCGCCUUCCCGUCAUAACCACCUCCAAGCACCCUCCCAACCUUCCCUUGAUCAUUCAUCCAACUCUUCUUUAACCUGCCAUCUGCCACUCUUUCCCUCUACCCUCCCACAACUUCACGUCCAGGCCAGAUUUUGCAGGGCAGUCUUCUCGUUUUCUUUUCUCUUGUCCUUCAUAGACCAAUUGCUCUCGGAGAACCAGAGACACAGCUCUAGACGACCAUCCCCACCAAACAACCAAAUACCACCCACCACCCACCCAAGCCGACUUCACUGCCUCUUACUUUUCCCCCCGCCGUCCCGGAGCAUCUUGAAAUAGCUGCCUCCUGCUCUUCGCUGAGUACACGGAGUCACAGAUAGCUCCAUUCGCAGGCCACGAAAAAACUUCACACGCCCCCUUGAUACCCCCCAAAAACCCGCCAUCAUGUACGGCGCCGGAACCGGCCCCCAGACGGGAGUCUCUACACCCCGAUCCAACGCUUCUCUGCGCCCUCUGACUCUCCGCCACGGUUCUCUCGAGACCUCCCUCCUAGUACCGACCGCUCUCCACUUCCACGCCUCGCAACUGAAGGACCGCUUCAAUACUACUCUUCCAACCGCCACAGAUGAGCUUGCCCAAGAUGAUGAGCCGUCAUCUGUUGCCGAGUUGGUCGCGAGAUACAUGGGCUUCGUCGCCGACGAGGUCGAGAAGGGCGAGGAUGACGAGUCAGGCUCCUACGAAGAGGUCCUGAAGCUCGUCCUUAAUGAGUUCGAGCGUGGCUACCUCCAGGGUAACGAGGUUCACGCACUUGCCGCCACCCUUCCCGGCAUUGACGCCAAGAAGCUGGUGGUUAUUCGCAGCUACUACCAGGCCAGACAGACCACUGGUCGUUCAAUCAAGGCCUACGGAUCAGCGCUCUUCCGCGCUGCCGACGAUGGCUCCGCCGAUAUCUACACCAUCUUUGGCGGUCAGGGCAACAUCGAAGAGUACUUCGACGAGCUGCGCGAGAUCUACAAGACAUACCAGCCCUUCAUUGGCGAGCUCAUCCUCAAUGCCGCCGAGCUCCUCCAGACGCUCUCUAAGCACCCCGAGGCGGAGAAGCUCUACCCCAAGGGCCUGGACAUCAUGAGAUGGCUCGAGAGCGAGGACGAGACCCCCGACGUCGACUACCUCAUUUCAGCGCCUGUCAGCUUCCCGUUGAUUGGUCUUGUCCAGCUCGCUCACUACGAGGUCACCUGCAAGGUACUCGGCGUCCACCCUGGUCUGCUCCGCGACCAGAUCAGCGGAACGACUGGUCACUCCCAGGGCAUCGUCCUUGCCGCUAUCACGGCCGCCGCCGAGUCUUGGGAGUCGUGGAAGGAGCUCGCGCCCUCUGCUCUUACCAUCCUCUUCUGGAUCGGUGCUCGCAGUCAGCAGGUCUUCCCUCGCACGUCGCUGACGCCCACCAUGCUGAGAGAAUCCGUGGACAACGGCGAAGGCCUUCCCACACCCAUGCUUAGCAUCAGGGACCUUUCUCAGGCUGAGGUUCAGAAGCACAUCGAUGCCACCAACAAGUACCUCCCCGCGGACCGCCACAUCUCCAUUUCCCUCAUCAACAGCCCGCGCAACCUUGUUGUUACUGGCCCUCCAAUUUCCCUGUACGGCCUGAACGCCCAGCUUCGCAAGGUCAAGGCGCCGACCGGCUUGGACCAGAACCGUAUUCCCCACGCCCAGCGUAAGCUCCGCUUUGUCCACCGCUUCCUCCCCAUCACUGCGCCUUUCCACAGCAAAUACCUUGCUGAGGCGACGGAGCUGAUUGACGAGGACCUUAAGAACAUCAAAAUCCCCUCCAAGGCUCUGGGCACUGCCGUCUUUGACACCAACACCGGCAAGGACCUUCGUGAGGCGGGCGACAGCAACAUUGUCCCCACCAUCGUCCGUCUCAUCACUAGAGACCCUGUCAACUGGGAGAAGGCUACCGUCUUUCCCCAGGCGACUCACGUCCUUGACUUCGGCCCCGGUGGCAUUUCCGGCCUGGGUGUUCUCACCAGCCGCAACAAGGAGGGCACUGGUGUUCACGUCAUCCUUGCCGGCGCCGUCGACGGCUCCAUCACCGAGGUUGGAUACAAGCCCGAGCUCUUUGACCGUGAUGAGGAGCACGCUGUCAAGUAUGCCGUCGACUGGGUCAAGGAGUUUGGCCCUCGUCUGGUGACCAACUCCAACGGCGACACGUACGUCGACACCAAGAUGAGCAGACUGUUGGGUCUCCCCCCCAUCGUCGUCGCCGGCAUGACGCCCUGCACUGUCCCCUGGGAUUUCGUUGCUGCAACCAUGAACGCUGGCUAUCACAUUGAGCUGGCUGGUGGCGGUUACUUUGACCCCGGCAUGAUGACUACCGCUUUGAAGAAGAUCGAGGGCGCGAUCCCGGCUGGUCGUGGUAUUGGUGUCAACCUCAUCUACGUCAACCCCCGCGCCAUGCAGUGGCAGAUCCCCAUGCUCGGAAGACUCCGAGCUGAGGGUGUGCCCAUUGAGGGUCUGACGAUUGGUGCUGGUGUUCCCUCCGUCGAGGUCGCCCAGGAGUACAUUGACACCCUUGGUCUGAAGCACAUCAGCUUCAAGCCCGGUUCCGUGGAUGCGAUCCAGGCCGUCGUCAACAUCGCCAAGGCCAACCCUACCUUCCCUGUCAUUUUGCAGUGGACUGGUGGUCGUGGCGGUGGUCACCACUCGUACGAGGACUUCCACCAGCCUAUCCUCACUAUGUACCCCCGUAUCCGUCGCCAAGCCAACAUCAUUCUUGUUGCCGGCAGUGGUUUCGGCGGUGCCGAGGACACCUACCCCUACCUCACGGGUGAGUGGUCCAGGAACUACGGCUACCCUCCCAUGCCUUUUGAUGGCACCCUGUUCGGUAGCCGCAUGAUGGUCGCCAAGGAGGCCAAGACCAGCCCGGCUGCCAAGCAGGCCAUCAUCGACGCCCCCGGUGUUGACGACAGCGAGUGGGAGAAGUCCUACACUGGCCCUACUGGUGGUGUCAUCACUGUUCUCUCCGAGAUGGGCGAGCCCAUCCACAAGCUCGCGACUCGUGGUGUCUUGUUCUGGGCCGAGAUGGACAAGAAGAUCUUCUCCCUCCCCAAGGAGAAGCGUGUCCCGGAGCUGAAGAAGAACCGUGACUACAUCAUCAAGAAGCUCAACGACGACUUCCAGAAGGUUUGGUUCGGUCGCAACCGCGCCGGCGAGGCCGUCGACCUGGAGGACAUGACCUACGGUGAGGUUGUUCGCCGCAUGGUCGACCUUCUCUACAUCCGUCACGAGCAGCGCUGGAUCGACCCUACCUUCAUUAGACUCACCGGCGACUUCAUCCGCCGCGUUGAGGAGCGCUUCACCUCCACCCCCGGCCAGGUCGCUCAACUUCAGGAUUUCAAGGACCUCCAGUCGCCUUACGAGACUGUCGAGAAGAUCCUGUCCCACUACCCUGACGCCGAGACACAGCUCAUCAACGCCCAGGAUGUCCAGCACUUCUUGAUGCUGUGUCUGCGCCCCAUUCAGAAGCCUGUUACCUUUAUCCCCACUCUCGAUGAGAACUUUGACUUCUACUUCAAGAAGGAUUCUCUGUGGCAAUCCGAGGACCUCGGUGCCGUCAUCGGUCAAGAUGUCGGACGUACCUGUAUUCUCCAGGGACCUACCGCUGUCAAGUUCUCGAAGGUCAUUGACGAGCCGAUCAAGGACAUCCUCGAUGGCAUUCACCUCACCCACGUUGAGUACCUGACCAGGGAUCUCUACAAGGGUGACAAGAAGGCCAUCCCCACGAUUGAGUACUUCGGUGGCAAGCUGAUCGAGACGGACAUUCCCGUCGAGGACGUUGACGGUCUUACCGUCUCAUACGACGACGCCCACAAGAACACCUACCGUCUGUCGACCUCGCCCACGGCUACUCUGCCGAGCCUCGACGCUUGGUUGGCCUUGCUUGCUGGCCCCGACCGCAGCUGGCGCCACGCCCUCCUCACCUCCGAGGUUGUUGUCCAGGGUCAGAAGUUCCAGACCAACCCUCUCAAGCGUAUCUUUGCUCCGGCCCGUGGCCUCUUUGUUGAGAUCCAAAACCCCAAGGACCCCAAGAAGACCAAGAUCAUCGUCAAGGAACAGCCUCGCCACAACCAGUACGUUGAUGUCAUCGAGGUCAAGCUUGAGGGCCAGAAUGACAUUGUCGUCAAUAUGAUCAAGGACACCACUGCCCUCGGCAAGCCCGUCGCCCUUCCCCUCAAGUUCACUUACCACCCCGAGGCUGGUUACGCUCCCAUCCGUGAGGUCAUGGAGGGCCGCAAUGACCGCAUCAAGGAGUUCUACUGGCGUGCAUGGUUCGGCGAUGAGAAGUUUGACCUCGAUGCCGAUGUUAGCAGCAAGUUCGAUGGUGGCAAGGCUACCAUCACUGGCGAGGACAUCAACGACUUCAUCCACGCUGUUGGCAACACUGGCGAGGCCUUCGUCGAGCGUCCCGGCAAGACUGUUUACGCCCCUAUGGACUUCGCCAUCGUUGUUGGCUGGAAGGCCAUUACCAAGCCCAUCUUCCCUCGCACCAUUGACGGCGAUCUGCUGAAGCUGGUACACCUGUCAAACGAGUUCCGCAUGAAGCCCGGUGCCGAGCCCCUCAAGAAGGGUGACGAGGUCUCUACCACCGCACAGAUCAACGCCGUCAUCAACCAGGAGUCUGGCAAGAUGGUGGAGGUCUGCGGCACCAUCUACCGCGAUGGUGAGGCCGUCAUGGACGUCACCUCGCAGUUCUUGUACCGCGGUGCUUACACGGACUACGAGAACACGUUCCAGCGCAAGAUGGAGACCCCGAUCCAGUUGCACUUGGCCACCAGCAAGGACGUUGCUGUUCUUAAGUCGAAGCAGUGGUUCAACACUGAUGACUUGCCCCGUGACCUCGACCUUCUCGGACAGACUCUCACCUUCCGUCUUCAGAGCUUCUACCGCUACAAGACCAAGACGAUGUAUGGCAGCGUCUCGACCCAGGGCCAGGUUCUGCUUGAGCUGCCCACCAAGGAGGUCAUCCAGGUCGCCAGCGUUGACUACGAGGCCGGCCAGUCCAACGGCAACCCCGUGGUCGACUACCUUGAGCGCAACGGUACCCCGCUCGACCAGCCCCUGCAUUUUGAGAACCCCAUCCCUCUCAGCGGUCGCACUCCUCUCCAGCUCCGUGCCCCUGCCACCAACGAGAACUACGCUCGUGUCUCUGGAGACUACAACCCCAUCCACGUCUCGCGCGUCUUUGCCAACUACGCCGCCCUCCCCGGUACCAUUACCCACGGCAUGUACUCCAGCGCUGCUGUCCGCAGUCUGGUCGAGACGUGGGCCGCCGAGAACAACAUUGGUCGUGUCCGCAGCUUCCACGCCUCCCUGGUCGGCAUGGUCCUCCCCAACGACGACCUCCAGGUCAAGCUUCAGCACGUUGGCAUGGUUUCGGGUCGCAAGAUCAUCAAGGUUGAGGCCAGCAACAAGGAGACCGAGGAGAAGGUUCUCCUCGGCGAGGCCGAGGUUGAGCAGCCCGUGACUGCCUACGUCUUCACUGGCCAGGGCUCCCAGGAGCAGGGCAUGGGUAUGGAGCUAUACGCCAGCAGUGAAGUCGCUAGGGAGGUCUGGGACCGCGCCGACAAGUACCUGUUGGACAACUAUGGCUUCUCGAUUACCAACAUUGUCAAGAACAACCCCAAGGAGCUCACCGUUCACUUUGGUGGCCCUCGUGGCAAGGCCAUCCGCCAGAACUACAUGGCCAUGACGUUCGAGACGGUUUCUGCCGAUGGCAGCAUCAAGUCGGAACGUAUCUUCAAGGAGAUUGACGAGAAGACGACGUCGUACACGUACCGCUCGCCCACUGGGUUGCUGUCUGCGACGCAGUUCACGCAGCCCGCCCUCACGCUCAUGGAGAAGGCCAGCUUCGAGGACAUGAAGUCCAAGGGUCUUGUGCCCAGAGACUGCACCUUUGCCGGUCACUCCCUGGGUGAAUACUCGGCCCUCGCGGCCUUGGCGGAGGUCAUGCCGAUUGAGAGUUUGGUCUCGGUUGUCUUCUACCGUGGGUUGACGAUGCAGGUUGCCGUCGAGCGCGACGCAGCCGGUCGAUCCAACUACUCGAUGUGCGCCAUCAACCCCAGCAGAAUCUCCAAGACGUUCAACGAGGAGGCUCUGCAGUUUGUUGUCGACUGCAUCUCGGAGGAGACGGGCUGGCUGCUCGAGAUUGUCAACUACAACAUUGCCAACAUGCAGUACGUUGCCGCCGGUGACCUGCGCGCUCUUGACACCCUCACGGGUGUUACCAACUUCCUCAAGCAGCAGAAGAUCGACAUUGAGGAGAUGCGCGGCAACAUCGAUGAGGCCAAGGGCGCGCUCAAGGAGAUCAUCAAGGGCAGCGCCGAGGCUACGCUGAAGAAGCCGACGCCGUUGGAGCUCCAGCGUGGAUUUGCGACGAUUCCCCUGCGUGGCAUCGACGUGCCUUUCCACUCGACGUUCUUGCGGUCUGGUGUCAAGCCGUUCCGGUCGUUCCUUCUCAAGAAGAUCAACAAGACGACGAUCGACCCCGCCAAGCUCGUUGGCAAGUACAUCCCCAACGUGACGGCGAAGCCGUUUGCCAUCACAAAGGAGUACUUUGAGGACGUGUACAAGCUCACCAACUCGCCCAAGAUUGCGUCGAUCCUGGCCAACUGGGACCAGUACACGCAGGAUGGACCCGCGGCCACCGCAGUCAACGGGGAGCACGAGGGACCGGGAGCGGCUGCGUAAGGCUGGCUAGCUGCAAGGUCAGGUAGGGGAUGAAGGAGGUGUGUGUGGAGCUACGUUGUUACGAAGGACAAAAAAAAAGGGAGAGGAUUAGAUGAUUCAAGAUGGGCUCACUGAACGACUCUUAGACGGCGUAAUCGUUGUACAAACUAGCUGGGGAAGCUGUUUCCGGACGACUUGUUUUUGUUAUGUUGCAGGUUAGAAGUGGUUUUCGUGUUUGGCAAAUUUUUUUUUUUCACAGUAUAGUUUGAGGCGUUGAUUGUUACGUUAUUAUUUAAUGGUGGCACGAGAAGACAAUAGAGAGC
This is a messenger RNA of Colletotrichum destructivum, 7173 nucleotides long. RefSeq names its product Putative Acyl transferase domain superfamily, maoC-like dehydratase domain, fatty acid synthase. Gene Ontology annotation, molecular function: [acyl-carrier-protein] S-malonyltransferase activity; fatty acid synthase activity; enoyl-[acyl-carrier-protein] reductase (NADH) activity. Gene Ontology annotation, biological process: long-chain fatty acid biosynthetic process. Gene Ontology annotation, cellular component: fatty acid synthase complex. The transcript is spliced from 3 exons. NCBI's taxonomy places the organism in Eukaryota, Fungi, Ascomycota, Sordariomycetes, Glomerellales, Glomerellaceae. The coding region runs from base 569 to 6871 and encodes 2100 amino acids. The record is from RefSeq and is a predicted model, not a curated record.